AUCAUUUCUAAAAAAACAAAACAACAACGAAUAAGUUUGAAUUAUCUGAACCAUUUGACAGAUCUGCAGCAGCAGCCGGCGGAUCCGGAGAGCUCGGCCCCCGUAGAAAACGUCUACGUGGACCGGAAAGCUGUGGAUAAACUCACAGAGGGAUUACUGUCUCACUACCUACCAGAUCUGCAGAACUCUAAACGAGCCCUGCAAGAGCUCACACAAAAUCAGCUAAUACUGUUAGACACUUUGGAUCAAGAAGUCACUAAGUUCAGAGAGUGCAACACCUUACUGGACCUCAAUUCUCUGUUUACAGAAGCAAAACUUUAUCACAAUAAACUGGUGAACGUCAGGAAAGAGAUGAUCACGCUGCACGAAAAAACAACCAAACUAAAGAAAAGAGCUCUGAAGCUGCAGCAGCAAAAGCAGAGAGAGGAGCUGGAGAGGGAGCAGCAACGUGAGAAGGAGCUGGAGAGAGAGAGGCAGCUCAUAGCCAAACCCGCCAAAAGAACGUAG
This is a messenger RNA of Menidia menidia (Atlantic silverside), 507 nucleotides long. The record is from the annotation of a GenBank genome assembly. Lineage: Eukaryota; Metazoa; Chordata; Actinopteri; Atheriniformes; Atherinopsidae.